AUGAUCCGACAAUUUAGUUCCAGAUCUGGCUAUCGGAGUGGUGGUGGUGGUGGCUUCAGCUCAGGCUCUGCUGGGGGGCUCUCCUCCAGCCGCAGGGUGACCAGCAGCUGCACCAUUCGAAGGAGUGGAGGAGGUGGGGGUAGGUUUUCAGGUGGAAGCUAUAGAGCUGGUGGUGGUGGUUUUGGCAGCCAAAGUCUGGUUAACUUAGGUGGCUCUAAGAGCAUCUGUCAGAGUGUUGCUGGUGGCAGUUAUGGAAGAGGUGGUUUUGGUGGUGGUGGCUACGGUGGUGGUGGAUUUGGUGUUGGCAGCUAUGGUGGCAGUGGUUUUGGUGGUGGCAGCUAUGGUGGCCGUGGUUUUGGCGGUGGCGGCGGUGGCUUUGGCGGUGGCAGCUUUGGCAGUGGAGGCUAUGGUGGUGGUGGCUUUGGAAGUGGGGGAGGUGGUUUUGGAGGAGGAAACUUUGGUUCCGUCUGCCCCCCUGGAGGCAUCCAAGAGGUGACCAUCAACCAGGGGCUCCUGCAGCCACUCAAUGUGGAGAUUGACCCUGAGAUUCAAAAAGUGAAGACUCGAGAGAGGGAACAGAUCAAGGACCUCAAUAACAGAUUUGCCACCUUCAUUGACAAAGUGCGGUUCCUGGAGCAGCAGAACCAGGUGUUGCAGACCAAAUGGGAGCUGCUGCAGCAGGUGGACACUUCAACUCGGACCCACAACCUGGAACCCCUAUUUGAGGCCUAUGUCUCUACACUUAGGCAGCAGGUGGAUACACUGAAGAAUGACCGGUCACGGAUGGAGUCAGAAUUGAAAAAUUUGCAAGACAUGGUGGAGGACUUCAAGGGAAAAUAUGAAGAUGAAAUCAAUAAACGCACUGAUGCAGAGAAUGAAUUUGUGACCAUCAAGAAAGAUGUGGACAAUGCAUACAUGAACAAGGUUGACCUUCAGAGCAAGGUGAAUCUGUUGACAGAUGAGAUCAACUUCUUCACCGUCUUGUAUGACACAGAACUAUCCCAGUUGCAGACUCAAAUCAGCAACACCAAUGUCACCCUGUCCAUGGACAACAACAGGAACCUGGACCUGAGCAGCAUCAUUGAUGAGAUCAAGGGACACUAUGAUUCGGUUGCCGAGAGGAGCAAAGCUGAGGCUGAGGCCAUGUAUCAGACCAGAUAUGAAGAGCUCCAGAUCACUGCUGGAAGACACGGAGACCAACUGAAAAACACAAAGAGCGAGAUUUCUGAGAUGAAUCGAAUGAUUCAAAGACUCAAUUCUGAAAUUGAUUCAGUGAAGAAGCAGAUUUCCCGGCUCCAGCAAGCCAUUGCUGAUGCAGAGCAGCGUGGGGAGAAUGCCCUGAAAGAUGCCCAGGGCAAACUAGCAGACCUGGAGGAUGCACUGCAGAAGGCCAAGGAGGACCUUACCCGGCUGCUGCGUGACUACCAGGAGCUCUAUAAUGUCAAGCUGACCUUGGAUGCUGAGAUUGCCACCUAUAGGAAGCUGCUGGAGGGAGAGGAGAGCAGGGUAUCUGGAGAAUGUGUGCCGAACGUGAGUGUGUCUGUGAGCACCAGCCAUGUCUCUGUGUCUGGUGGUGGAGGAGGAAGGUUCGGAGGUGGUGGUAGCUAUGGCUCUGGAGGUGGAGGUGGAAGUGGCAGCUAUGGCUCCAGCUCUGGAGGAGGCAGAUAUGGCUCCAGUGGUGGAGGAGGCAGCUACAGUUCCUCAGGAGGCCGGGGCUCUGGCUCUGGAGGAGGCAGCUAUGGUUCCUCAGGAGGCCGGGGCUCUGGCUCUGGAGGAGGCAGCUAUGGUUCCUCAGGAGGCCGGGGCUCUGGCUCUGGAGGAGGCAGCUAUGGUUCCUCAGGAGGCCGGGGCUCCAGCUCUGGAGGAGGAGGAGGAGGCGGCAGCUCUGGUGGUGGCUCUGGGGGCGUCAAGAGCUCAAGUAGCAGCUCUAGUUCAAAAUUUAUCUCUACCAAUUAUUCUACAGUCACCAAUUAA
Trichosurus vulpecula (common brushtail) is the source of this 1974-nucleotide messenger RNA. Its product is annotated as keratin, type II cytoskeletal 1-like. Gene Ontology annotation, cellular component: keratin filament. Lineage: Eukaryota; Metazoa; Chordata; Mammalia; Diprotodontia; Phalangeridae. The coding region runs from base 1 to 1974 and encodes 657 amino acids. The record is from RefSeq and is a predicted model, not a curated record. The transcript has 9 exons. Gene Ontology annotation, molecular function: structural constituent of skin epidermis. Gene Ontology annotation, biological process: intermediate filament organization; keratinization.